AUGAUAGCAACUACCGAUGGUAACUAUGAUAGCAACUACCUAUGGUGCAGUUCCAGGCCAAAGCAGGACUCUGCGCGCGUCUGGCAGUCUAGAGAAGACAAGCUGGAUUCGGACGAGAGGAGGGAGGAGGGGCCUGGGGCGUUCGUCCUCAGACACCGCGGGCAUGCCGCCUCCGUCUCCCAUGACGACCACCCACCAAUCAACCCCCAUGAGCGGGAAGAAGACACACCCACUGGCCAGAGUGAACUCAUCAGCCAGCGACCUGUACAGAAUGGGAGUGCGUCUGAGAAGACGAAGGGUUCGCUGGAGGGAGAGGAGGAGAAGAGAGGAGAGGAGGAGCAGAGGGGAGAGGAGGAGCAGAGAGGAGAGGAGGAGAGGAGCGCAGAUGAAGGCUUCAUGGGCAUGACUCCUCUACUGCAAGCACACCACGCCAUGGAGAGGAUGGAGGAGUUCGUACACAAGAUGUGGGAGGGACGAUGGCGUGUCAUUCCCCACGACGUGCUCCCUGAUUGGCUGAAGGAUAAUGACUACCUGCUCCACGGGCACCGCCCCCCCAUGCCUUCCUUCAGAGCCUGCUUCAAGAGCAUCUUCAGGAUCCACACGGAGACCGGCAACAUCUGGACACACCUGCUAGGCUGUCUGUUCUUCCUGGGUCUGGGGAUCGUGUACAUGUUCCGGCCCAACAUGUCGUUCGUGGCGCCGCUGCAGGAGAAGGUUGCCAUAGGGAUGUUCUUCCUGGGCGCCAUCCUGUGCCUCUCCUUCAGCUGGCUGUUCCACACCGUCUACUGCCACUCAGAGGGGGUGUCCCGCGUCUUCUCAAAGUUGGACUACUCGGGCAUUGCGUUCCUGAUCGUGGGCUCGUUCGUGCCGUGGCUCUACUACUCGUUCUACUGCUCGCCACAGCCCUGCUUCAUCUACCUGCUCGUCGUCUGCAUCCUCGGCAUCUCUGCCAUCAUCGUCUCCCAGUGCGACUUCUUCGCCACGCCACAGUACCGAGGCGUCCGGGCAGGUGUGUUUGUGGGGCUGGGGCUGAGUGGAGUGGUCCCCACACUGCACUUUGUGAUCUCGGAGGGGUUGCUCCGGGCGACCACCAUGGGCCAGAUGGGUUGGCUGCUGCUGAUGGCUGCUCUGUACAUCACCGGCGCCUGCCUCUACGCCGCACGCAUCCCCGAGAGGUUCUUCCCUGGCAAGUGUGACAUCUGGUUCCACUCCCAUCAGCUGUUCCACAUCCUGGUGCUGGCGGGGGCGUUUGUCCAUUUCCACGGCGUCUCCAACCUGCAGGAGUUCCGCUAUACGGCUGGGGGCGGCUGUGCUGAGUACGAAGGUCCUCUGUGACCACACCAACCACACACACACACACACACACUCACAUUCUCACACACACACUCUCACACUCACACACUCUCUCACACACACACACACACACACACUCUCACACACACACACACACACACACUCUCACAAACACACAGCAGGGUGGUGGUCUCAGUUCAGAUGCCCUGCUGUUCCCCCUCCUGCCAGCGGGGGGCACUGCUGAACUGGCUUGUUGGCUGUUUUUUGUGUUUUUCCUUUUCUCUUUCCCGGACUUCCUUCUGGUCCAUAAUAAAGAUGCAUAAUUUGGGGUUGCCAUGGCGACAGCGGGUGGGCGUGCCCAGGUGUGUUUCUAUGGCGACAACGGGCGGCUGUGCCAAGGUGUGUUUCUAUGGCGACUGGUGUGUCCUGUGUAGGUUUUCAAUGCUCACAAAAACGAGCAUCGAAGACUAGCAGGAGGAAAGCUUUACUGGACGAGCAUCGAAGACUAGCAGACUAGCAGGAGGAAAGCUUUACUGGACGAGCAUCGAAGACUAGCAGGAGGAAAGCUUUACUGGACGAGCAUCGAAGACUAGCAGGAGGAAAGCUUUACUGGACGAGCAUCGAAGACUAGCAGGAGGAAAGCUUUACUGGACUUUUAUAGAAGAAGGACAAAAAAAAACGACAAAGAACAAAAAUGUUGUAAGGUUUUAAAAAUGUGGGAAGGUUUUGCUUUGUUCUGUCCCAAGGCGUGUGGGGAUGAUUUUAAACUCUUUUGACUGUAUAUAAGAUUUCUACAUUUUGGGCUCUUUAGAUUUCUAUGAAAUAUAUAUAUUUAAAAAGACAAAAAAAAACCUAUGCUCUAAACUGUUAAGUGAGAUCGGUGUGGAUGAGACGACAAUAACAGUGGACCUCUUAGGUUUGGAGUGGCUUGGAUCACGCGCACGCUGACAAGUCCAUAUACACCCACACACACACACGCUCACGCAUCCAUACAUCCAUACACACACACACACGCUCACAUCCAUACACACACACACACACACACACACGCAUUCAUACAUCCAUACACACACACACGCUCACACAUCCAUACAUCUAUACACACACGCGCUCACACAUCCAUACGUGCACGUAUGCAAGAUCACAGGUCCAUAAACACACACACACACACACACACACACACACACACACACACCCUCAUAUGCGCGCACACACACACUCGUUACAUGCAACCUUUAACCUUGUAAUAAGUAACAGGUAAUCAAAGAUGUCUGUGUGUGUGUAAAGCAGCUCGUUUGGGUAGCAGUGAGCUCUAGUGUGUUAGUGUGUUAGUGUGUUCUUGAUGAGUUUUGACUGACGUCUGUAGUGAGUGUUUCUCCCGCAGCUCAGAACUGACACACACACACGCGUACACAGCAUCGUAUCUCAUCGCUUGCUUUGGAUUGGUCCACAUAUAUUUUUUCUAUUUGCCAUCUGUUAUGUGAUUUAAGAAAGCUAUGGAUUUGUUAUUCUUUUCUUCUUGUUGAACUUUGCAGAUUUGCAGAAGUGUUGAUUUGUGUGGCUCUGUUCUGAUGUGAGGGGGAGAGGGGGAAAGGUGUUGUAACUGUACCACGCCAGUAGGGGUCAGCAUUUCCCCAGCUGGCGGUGGACUGACUGGACAUCAGUAUGGCACACACACUCUCAGGUGGCACUGCCAGUGUGCUCGCGCUCACACACACACACCCUCUCUCCCUCUAGCGUCUCAAGACCUGAGGGGGUUGUUCUCUGCGCCCCAGUUCUUUAGCGUCAACCCCCCCCAUACCUCCAUCUCCUCCAUAUGCCCCCAUCCUCUCCAUACCCCCCCUCCCCCCUCCAAAAAAGACAAAUCUCAGGGCACUCAAGGGGGACCAUCCGCUUGUCUUUUAAACAGGAACCUUCUCCAGAACCUAACCACUUCCUCCAGAACCCCAACCUCCUCCAGAACCUAAUGACCUCCUCCAGAACCAAACCCCAACCUACUCCAGAACCUAACGUCACCCCGCCCCACCCCACCCCACCUCAGUUCUGAUGAAAUCCCAACCUAACCUCCCCUCUACCCACAAUCUCAUGGAGGGUUGGACAGACUCAUCCAAACUGUUACGUUUGUUGAUUUGUUUGCUUGUUUUUUUUUUUAUUAUUAUGAUAUUAUUAUUAUUAUUAUUAUUAUUAUUAUAAUACUAUUAUUGUUAUUAAUAAUAAUUUAUUUAUCAUGCCUUUGGAAAUUGCAUCGUGUUGAAAGCACACCAAGUUCUGAAAGAGUGAGUGAUUGCAAUAGACCUUUCUGUCUGCUGUAUUCUAAUAAAAAGUUGUUGAUUC
Messenger RNA from Alosa sapidissima (American shad), 3627 nucleotides. RefSeq names its product adiponectin receptor protein 2-like. The record is from RefSeq and is a predicted model, not a curated record. NCBI's taxonomy places the organism in Eukaryota, Metazoa, Chordata, Actinopteri, Clupeiformes, Clupeidae. Bases 1 to 1335 code for a protein of 444 amino acids. Gene Ontology annotation, molecular function: signaling receptor activity. The transcript is spliced from 9 exons. Gene Ontology annotation, cellular component: plasma membrane. Gene Ontology annotation, biological process: adiponectin-activated signaling pathway.